This is a messenger RNA of Columba livia (rock pigeon), 6263 nucleotides long. RefSeq names its product nuclear receptor subfamily 1 group D member 2 (gene NR1D2). The transcript has 8 exons. Gene Ontology annotation, biological process: cell differentiation; hormone-mediated signaling pathway; negative regulation of transcription by RNA polymerase II. The coding region runs from base 1668 to 3419 and encodes 583 amino acids. The record is from RefSeq and is a predicted model, not a curated record. Lineage: Eukaryota; Metazoa; Chordata; Aves; Columbiformes; Columbidae. Gene Ontology annotation, molecular function: RNA polymerase II cis-regulatory region sequence-specific DNA binding; nuclear receptor activity; zinc ion binding.
ACGUCGCGCCUCUGGCUGCCUGACGUGUCUCUGCAGCAGCUCGGUGUAGCCAGAAGGACUCAUUCUGCUACCCCAUACCGGGUUCCUGGAGCAAAACCCCUUUAGUUGUUAGGUGCAGGGCUGCCCUCUCGAUCGGGGUACCAGUGUGCAUGCAGGGAUCGCUGUGUCCGUGCUCUCUGUUUCGAGUUGUUGCCCUGUGCAGUGUGUUGGAUUCAACUUCUAGCUGCUGAUCAAACAAAACCACUGUUUAUAAGGAAAAUGUAAUUUCUAAAAUAACAAAAAUAUUUGGAAAGAUGACUGCAACAUGGACAAGGCUACCAAGCUCUCUAGGGUGUGGGCGCAGCCCAACAAUCUGGGUUUUCUCAGGUUUUCAAAACACAGGGUGUAGAAAAACCCUAUAUGGGUUAAAAAAGCCCCAUACUCCUGCGGUGCUCCCCUAUGACAUUGGUGUUACCCUUGAGGGAAAAGAACAUGUCUUUUUAUGAGGCAGGGUCUGAAGAUAGCAGGUGAGGUGGUGGUAUGGAGGACCAUGGAGUUCUCUGCAGUGGCUGUUUACAUGCCCUGCCCUGCCCCUUGCAGAUAAGGAUGGCGCCUGCUGAGAAACCCAGUGCUUCCCUUGGAGCAGGUGGACUGCGAGCUUUGACCUGGCACCUGGCAGAGGCACGUGGAGUGCCAGGGAACAGCGGGACCUUGGUCAGAUAGGUGGUGUCCUACACGGGCACGGGUGUUCAGCAGCAUCUUUUUCUCAUGUCGUUGCAGGACUAUGUGUCCAUUGCAACCCUCCUUUCUCCAAAAACCUGAUCCUGGAUGUGUGCUACACUGCGUGGAGGAUUUACCAGGAAAAAAAGAUCUGUGCAGGAAUGACUGCUCUGAUGGGUUAUAGGGGCACCAGUGCCCCGUAAUAUGAGAAGCAGUCUGUGUAGAACAUGCAUUGCGUGACUGGUCUGGCUUUGGCUCUGCUGGGGUCUCCUCAGCUACACUCUCUUCAGGGUGUUGGUGGUGGUUUCCUCAGUAGAAAAAAUUAAAUGUUAAAGAGGAAACGGGCUAGUAAAGCUGCUGCAAAAGUGCCAAGAGGACCAUUACAACUUACAAAUGUAAUGAAAACGUAUAAGUAAGAAUUUGUACCUGCAAGAAGUGAUAUUUCCGGAGUUGUAUAUCACCACUGCCCAAUAGGUGUAGCAUCCUUUAUCUGUGAGGAGAUGAUGGCUGAUGUAAGGGGCUGCAGCCUCAACCUGUCAUUCCAAAUCAGUUGGUCAAGGACUCUGCAGACACCAAUGCUUUUUUUCUCCAAAGGAAGCCAGUGCAUGGCCAUUUUAAAGUUCCUAAUUCUUGCUGUUGUGUGGAGUUCCUUGCUGCAAUGGCCUGAGUUGUCUGUGAAGAGACUCUACAGAGCAAUACAGCCUAAAACAGAGAAGAUGCUGAGUGUAAUUUUUUUAAACAGUUGCAUGGCUUUCGCUAUUGAAAUUUUUGUGUGAAAUAUCAGAUGUUUUUAUAUUGACUUUUGAAGUGCUGAGUCUUGGAGACAAACUCAAAUAAAGUGAAAACAAUUUCUCUUGCCUACAAGCAAGAAAAAGCAGCCUGUGAAAAGCCAGGACUGUUCCCAGGUCUGCUGAAGGACAAAAAGCUGUUUCAUCUGAAGGAUUCUCAAGUGUGUCAGAUUGUGAGACAUGGCAGGACAGAGACUGUUUGCACGCCACAGCCUGGUGGAUGGAGGGGGUGUGAUAGCUUACAUCAGCUCUUCAAGCUCGGCAUCUAGCCCAGCCUCAUGUCACAGCGAGAGCUCAGACAGCGGUUUCCAGUCAUCCUCUUCGCCUGUACCAUCUUCUCCGAACAGCUCCUCCUCGGAAAGCAGCUGCAAUGGACGGAGCAACGAGGGCUCUGAUGGGGCACCAAAGAGUGAUCGGCUGGAGGAGACAAUUAAAACAAACCAAUCGAGUGUUGCUGGUUUGACAAAAGGCCAUAAUGGAGUCACAAAGUUUAAUGGCAUGGUUCUUCUUUGCAAAGUCUGUGGAGAUGUCGCUUCAGGAUUUCAUUAUGGUGUUCAUGCCUGUGAGGGCUGCAAGGGUUUUUUCAGAAGAAGCAUUCAGCAAAACAUCCAGUAUAAGAAGUGCUUGAAGAAUAACAACUGCUCUAUAAUGAGAAUGAAUAGGAACCGGUGCCAGCAGUGUCGUUUCAAAAAAUGCCUGUCUGUUGGGAUGUCAAGAGAUGCUGUUCGAUUUGGCCGUAUUCCCAAACGUGAAAAACAGAGGAUGCUGAUUGAAAUGCAGAGUGCCAUGAAAACCAUGAUGAACAGUCAGUUCAGCGGUCACUUACCCAAUGAAGCAUUAACAGAACAUCAAGAGCAAGCACCUCAAGAAGACCUUUCCUCCAAGCCCAAACAAGAGCAGGAAACCAUCAAAAGCCCUUCUCCCCUUCCUGGCACUGACAUGGCUAAGGAAGAAGUGAUUGGUAUGGUCACUAGGGCCCACAAAGACACUUUCAUGUACAACCAAGAACAGUCUCAAAACCCAUCAGAAAUGAUGCAGUCCCAGAGCGGGGAGAGAAUGGCAAAUAACACUGAGCAGUACAUCUUGAGUGGCGAGCACUGUGUUAGUGGGUUUGGUGGCCCUCAGUACCCUGAAGGCGAGCAGCACCUUGGUGGACAGUACAAAGGGAGAAGCACAAUGCAUUAUCCAAGCGGACACGCCAUGUGUUUUACAAAUGGCCACUGUAUGAACUUCACCAGUGGUUAUACUCAGCGAGUGUGUGAUAGGAUCCCGGAAGAUGGCUUUUCUUCAAACAAGAAUACCACUUACUCUUGCAGCACUGGAGGAAGAAUGCAUCUGGUCUGCCCAAUGAGUAAGACUCCCCACGUGGACCCAAACAAGUCUGGCCAUGAAGUCUGGGAAGAGUUUUCCCUGAGUUUUACCCCUGCGGUGAAGGAAGUGGUGGAGUUUGCCAAGCGCAUCCCAGGUUUCCGAGACCUCUCCCAGCAUGACCAAGUUAAUCUUCUGAAGGCGGGGACCUUUGAGGUUUUAAUGGUACGGUUUGCAUCUUUGUUUGAUGCAAAGGAACGUACCGUCACCUUCCUUAGUGGAAAGAAAUAUAGUGUGGAUGACUUGCAUUCAAUGGGAGCUGGUGAUCUGCUCAACUCAAUGUUUGAAUUCAGCGAGAAACUAAAUGCCCUGCAACUUAGUGAUGAGGAAAUGAGUUUGUUUACUGCGGUUGUCCUGGUAUCUGCUGAUCGCUCCGGAAUAGAAAAUGUCAAUUCUGUGGAGGCACUUCAGGAAACUCUAAUCCGUGCAUUAAGGACCUUAAUAAUGAAAAAUCACCCAAAUGAAGCCUCUAUUUUCACGAAACUUCUUUUGAAAUUACCUGAUUUGCGUUCCUUAAACAACAUGCACUCUGAAGAACUGUUGGCCUUUAAAGUUCACCCAUAGGCCUUUAGGUCUCAUUUGUACUUGGACUUGCCUCGUGUUAAACUGUUUUGUGCUAAAAUACAUAUUUAUACAGUUGUACCACUUAUUGGAGGGUUCACAGACUGAGCAGUUGAUAGCUGUCCCAUACCCAUGCAAUAACGCUUCAGCAGGUGCUUUCAGCUAACGGCAGCACAGCAUCCAGAGUCCUCCAAGACAUCAGCCCCAGCUGUGCUUCACUUCUGCAGAAGAGGUUGCGAUCAACCUGAGUAAAUAUGGACGGUUCUGUUGCUUAAAGAAAAGACCCACGACUGCCCUCUUACGUAAACUGAAUGCAGAGUAGCUGUAUAUGCGCAUACGGAGCAUGGAAUGGGAUGGGAACAAUCCUGCGCUGAUAGGAAAAUGGAAGAGCUGAUUUAAUUGGUCUUUCACGUAUCUAGUAGAUGUAUGUCUGUGUCUCUUGAUAAGUCACUCAUGGUUUCACUGUUGUUAUUCCAUUAAACCCGAUGGAAUGAUUUCAGCCUGCACCAACUCUUCACUGAGCGUGUGUUCAUGCCAUGUGUAUAUAUAAUAUAAAUAGUUAAGUAAUGAGUGUUUAUGGCUAUAUAAAGUACAGAGUUGUGUGUAUAUAUGUGUAUGUAUAUAAAUAGUUCUAUACAUAAAGUAUACAUAUAAUUUCUUCACAAUAUUUUAAACUGUGAAGGAAUUUAAACUUACAACAGAAGGUGAUCUAUGGAAAGAACCAAAUAGAUGCACUUUGCAUAUUGCUGAACUAAUUAUCUGAGCAUUUCUAAUUUUUAGAAAACAUCAAAUUUGCAUUAAUAUGCUGUGUUUGUUAAUUUAAAAAACAAAAACCAACAAAAAUAAUCACAACUGAGUGGCACCAAGGGGACAGAGUCAGCUUCAACUUCCAGAAUAGGUUUGUAGAGUAUCUCAAGUGGAGACGGUUAGUUAUGGCAGUAAUGAGAUUGAUUGUCCAUUGCCACUGAGGUUCUUGCAUUCUGAUAAAGGUUAAAGAAGCACCAGAUGCUCUUCAGAAACUUAAGCACAGCCAGAAAGAAACUAUCGGAUGAGUAACAGCAUCUGUAAGAAAAAAAAAUGGGAAAAAAUAUAUCCAUGGUUGCGUUUGGGUGUAUGUGUGUUCUGUGACCAUUUAUUUCUUGCAAUACAUCAUUUUGCUGCUUCAUUGCUAAAUGAGAUUCCCCAUGUCUUUUCACGAUGUGGGCUUUGUGGUUCCCAUGCCUGUUCUUCUGGAGCUCUCCAUUGAUAUGUGUGUGUGUGUGUGUGUGUAUGCGUGCAGAGAAGGUGCACUGGAUGGUCUGGAUUUUUUUCUUAAAAAAAAACCACAAAAAACAAACAAAUGGGACUUUAUUUGUUUAUGCCAGUAGCAAAUAACAAAGCAGAUCCUCAAGGCUUAAGCUUCUGCUGCUUUUCCAUCUAGGAAAGCAGCUCUCUGUGGGUUUUCUCCAUUUGUAGCAGGUCCUGGCACCAGAAAAGAGAGAUUAAAAAAAGUCAAAGCAGUUGUGUUAAUUAGUUAUGUUUAUGUUUUGCUAAUGUGGGAAGAAGUUUCUCCAUUGCCCUUGUGUUGAUUUAACUUACCUUAGCACUCUGGGUCUCUGGUGUUUGGUAACACUACUCUGCAGAGGAAGAGACACUGUCUAGAUGUACAUGGUGGGUGAGGCCAGGAGCCAGAAAACCACCAGGCUGCAGAGCUUCUCCCUGCGCAGGAGCAGCUCUCACCCAGCAGUGCAUUGAUGGGAGCCCUGAUCCCUGCUGCGGAGCUGGAGCAGAGGAGGAGAAGGUUGCACCCCACCACGGCCCCGGGUCACCUGUGGGCUGGGGUUUUCCCCUGGGUAGGUGGUGAGGAGUGCUGUCCUGGGGCCGAGAGCAGGAGGGGGCAGGUGCUUGAGUAAGAUCUGGGGAAAAUUUGGUUUUAGCCCCAGCAGAGGAGCAGGAGCACCCACCCUUUCCCUGCUCUGUAGCUGCCGCAGGGAGAGCUGUCCUCAUGCUUCACGCUACUUUAACCACUGGAUAAUGGCCCCUUAAUACAUACAGGUUUUUCUAUCCAAAUGUGCUAUUGGGGCAUGUUGUCCUAAUUUCUGUUAAUAGUCUGCAUCCUACCAGUAUUAUUUGUUUGAGAGCUUCACUGAAUUAUGCAUUGAACCAUCCGGCCUUUAGAAAGGACACAAUCAGAUGUUUUGUAUUAUUUAGGAGCUGAAAUGACUUUUGUAGACCCCAUUUCAAAUGUGGAAAAUACAGUUAAUCCUUGGUUCUUUUGGGAGGGAAGGAGGUUUCUUACAGAGAUUGCCACCCUACAGCUGUCUUUUGUUGUGUUCUGUUUAGUUUUUUUUUUUUUUUUCUUAAAACUGUAUUAUUAAGCCUUUAGGAAUGUAUAACCAGGACUGAGUAAUUACCGCUUAUUAAAUUUUUAGUUAGAUGGACCAUGUAUGCCUAUAGAUAGAGUAUUCUAACUUGUGCAAUUUCACUUGAAAUAAUCUUCCUGUACAUAAUGGAAAAACUCAUCUAACAGAAAAAAUAGUCCCAAACAGAUUGACAGAAGAAAAAAGUUGAUUAUGGUUCGAAAGUGACCCACAUAUUACAAACCUUAGCUGGAUUCUUAGAAGAAAAUCUAAACUCAUCGUGUUAGCUGUGUAUUGUGAGCUCUUCUUUUACUGUGUCACUGGUUAUACACUUGUUAAACGCUGAGAUAAUAGACUUCAUGCCAGGCAUUUGAGUACUGUAGAUUGGGUCAUUGCUGAGAGAUUAAUGUACUGUAUGACUUAAAAUGAAAUUUUUAUUCUUGAUUUUAUUCUUGAUUUUGUUCUUGUUUUAAAAGAUUAAAUAUGGGCAUUAUGUCAGCAAGCUAAA